Messenger RNA from Neoarthrinium moseri, 2763 nucleotides. RefSeq lists its product as uncharacterized. Gene Ontology annotation, biological process: protein catabolic process. NCBI's taxonomy places the organism in Eukaryota, Fungi, Ascomycota, Sordariomycetes, Amphisphaeriales, Apiosporaceae. The record is from RefSeq and is a predicted model, not a curated record. The transcript has 3 exons. Gene Ontology annotation, molecular function: protein-N-terminal glutamine amidohydrolase activity; protein-N-terminal asparagine amidohydrolase activity. Bases 1 to 2763 code for a protein of 920 amino acids.
AUGAGGAUAGCGUGCCUCCAAUUCGCGCCUCAGGUCGGCGAUGUCGACAACAACCUCAACCGUGCCGAUGCUGUGUUGAGCAGAGCGAAUCCGGAUGACUUGGACCUACUCGUUCUACCCGAAAUGGCCUUUUCAGGUGCGUCCGUUGAGCCCAUGGGCUAUAUUCGCGCGAGGCUUGUCUGCAACUCGCAGGUUCCAUCCCGACAUGGGGCAAGCAAGCAAGCAGACAGUGGCUUUGAUCAAAGCCUGGGACGUUUCGCUGACAGAACUACAGGGUACAAUUUCAAAUCUCUCAGCGAUAUCUCCCCUUUCCUCGAGCCAACGUGCGCGGGUAUCACCUCCUUGUGGGCUCGGACCACUGCUCUCAAGUACAAUUGCACUGUAGCUGCUGGGUAUCCUGAAAAAGUCGAUGUUUCGCCACACUGGCCAACGUCACCCGAAUAUUACAACUCAGUCAUUGUAGUCAACCAAGAAGGGGAGACUAUUGCGAACUACAGAAAGUCGCAUCUUUAUUACACCGAUGAAACCUGGGCGUUGGAGGGUCCGAGUGGCUUCCACAAAGGGUUUGUCCCUGGUAUCGGGCGAAUUGCUAUGGGAAUCUGCAUGGACCUGAAUCCCUACAGAUUCGAGGCACCUUGGUCUGCCUUUGAGUUCGCAUUUCAUAUCCUAGAUGUCUCAGCAAAUGUGGUGAUCUUGUCCAUGGCCUGGCUGACAAGAGAGGAUGCCCGCCAUUUCAGCCGCAUGCCUAAGGAGCCCGACAUGGAAACUUUGACCUACUGGGUCAAGCGUCUGGAGCCUCUUAUUCGGGCGGAUAACGAUGACGAGAUCAUUGUGGUGUUCGCUAACCGAACUGGCCUUGAAGAUGAGGCAGUGUACGCCGGGACAAGUGCCGUACUUGGUAUACAGAAUGGCGAGGUUAGUGUAUAUGGCUUGUUGGGUCGCGGAGAGAAAGAGCUUCUGGUCGUCGAUACCAGCCUUCCACCCUUUGCAAAACUUGUGUACCGACCUGAAGGAGAGACGAAUGUCGCUGGCGAUGUGUCUGUAACUGGCACAACAUCGGCUUCGGUAGCAGACAAGUCUGUGAAAGACAAGUCCCCGACUUCCAGCAAUGCGUCGACAUCCUCUACUACAUCGCGGUCCACCACAUCUAAACCGUCAAUUCAUGUGGACGAUGGAGGGGAGGCAUCUAGAGAAUCUACUCGGCGCAUCUUCGGGGGUCAUGUUUUCAUUAGUCAAGAUACCCUGACACCAAUGACUGGCACAUUUCCUAACACGCCCUUCGAAGAGUCGCCUGCCUCGCCACGUUACUUCUGGGUGCCCCCAGAACACCUCAGAACCCCAGACUUUGCAAGGCCGUCAUCGCGAACAUCAAGCACCAGGUCUCGACAUACAGACUCAUCAGUGGUGCCCAGUAACACCAACGAGGCCCAGCCGGCUGAAGACACAUCCCAGGUAUUUACACCUCGGAAUACUGAUCGGGCCAGUGAAAUCUCGGAGUUGAUUGAGACUCUCCGCCAAACAACGGCAGCCCAGUCAAGCGGAGACCAAUGUCCAGCACGACCGUCUUCUCCAAAGUCACGGAACGCAAGCCGAACUGGUCGAGGGGAGCGGUCGGAUUCCGUUCUGGCGAGGCGACCUACGUCCGCCAUGGGCCAUCGCACUCAAGCUCCAACAGUUGGACAUGACACCAUACUAUUCCGACCUGAGUCGCCCAAGUCGCGAAACGCUAGUAGGAAUCAAAGCCGGACAAGAUCAUUCGGCACAGCUACCAAGCCAGAAGAGCAUCCUCACACCCAUAGCCCAAGCAGAAACCAAAACCGCAGGCCUACGCCGUUAGACCCUGGUGUCCGAAGUGCAAUCCAGACUGACAAUCGCCAUCAGAUAGAUGAGUCUGCUGUUCUUGAUGGCGAUCAGGACCGUCAUUGUAUCUCACCCGACAUGAACAAAAUUGGAGCAGAUUUGUUGGUAUUUGAAGAGGGAGGGCGACGACCUCGACGUGACAGUCUCGAAUGCCAUGCUGACGAAGAUGAUUUCAUCGUCUUCCACGCAUCCAAGCGCAGGGAACGGCCUGCAACUGAGAGAGUUGGCCCCGAGAGAGACUCUGAAGGCUCACAUUCCCAGAAAGGGGCUAAAGCGAGCUAUGCCGACUCUCCUGGACUACGAUCUGGGAAAAUAUCAAGCACUAUUCGAAGCUCUAGCAAGCCCCAGGCAUCGCCUGAUUUGCCAAACGCACGAGCCACAAGCCGCGGGAGACAGCGAAACCCCAAAUGGGUGCACACUAAGAACUCUCUGAAGUUAUCCGACUACAAAUCGCCAGCACCGAUGUCUCCUCCUGAUCUACACCAGAGGACACGGUCGCCAGGCCCAGACAGCUCAUCACAACGUUAUAAAAGCCCCGAAAACAUGAAAGGACCCUCCCUGGCCCCGGUAGAGCCGUCGAAUUGUAUGCGAGGAGAGAGCACUCACCAACAACAGCGGGUUCAGAAUUCUGGAGGACGGUCCGCAGCUUUCGUCACCAACUCACUCAGAGCAUCUUCACUGGAGUCUAUAGGACAAAGUCCUGAUAAAUAUGCUUCUUCUAUCCGCACGAUCGAAACGACGUCAGCUCCAACGACCCCGGAGUCCAUUCCGCCCACACCCAAGGCAAUGGUCCUUGAGCCAGACUGGGAUAAAGCUGUCUCUGUGCCAAUAUCUGCUAUUGAGCCUGCGCCAUUGAGAUCAUUGAAUUCAGGCCUGGACAGACCGAAGAGUAUGGUUUGGUAG